Molecule: messenger RNA, 8921 nt
Organism: Delphinapterus leucas (beluga whale)
Lineage: Eukaryota; Metazoa; Chordata; Mammalia; Artiodactyla; Monodontidae
Source: RefSeq, a predicted model, not a curated record
CGGCUUGUGGGGGCUUGUCAGAACUCUCGCGAGGGUGCGGGUCUUUCUGCGGUCCUUGGGCACUUGGUUUCGCUGCCGAGGGGUUUGCCCACUUCCGGUACCUCGGACCCCCUGGUAGCGUCCGUCCGCUCCCAACCUGGGCCGAGUGGCGUCGAGGGACAGUGGGCGCGGCCAGGGAGUUUGACUAGCCGCAGGCAGGUAGCUGCCUGCCUCGAACCCCGGACCCGCGGUGCCCGAGGCGGAGGGCACCAAUGCCUCUGCUCUGGAAAAAGACAUUGGUCCAGAGCAGUUUCCAAUCAAUGAACACUACUUCGGAUUGGUCAAUUUCGGAAACACAUGCUACUGUAACUCCGUGCUUCAGGCCUUGUACUUCUGCCGGCCCUUCCGGGAGAAUGUGCUGGCCUACAAGGCCCAGCAAAAAAAGAAGGAAAACUUGUUGACGUGCCUGGCAGACCUUUUCCACAGCAUCGCCACGCAGAAGAAGAAGGUUGGCGUGAUCCCACCAAAGAAGUUCAUUUCGAGGCUGAGAAAAGAAAAUGAUCUCUUUGAUAACUACAUGCAGCAGGAUGCUCACGAAUUUUUAAAUUAUUUGCUAAACACUAUUGCGGACAUCCUGCAGGAAGAGAAGAAACAGGAGAAGCAAAAUGGAAAAUUAAAAAAUGGCAACAUGAACGAACCUGCGGAGAAUAAUAAACCAGAACUCACCUGGGUCCAUGAGAUUUUUCAGGGAACGCUCACCAAUGAAACUCGAUGCUUGAACUGUGAAACUGUUAGUAGCAAAGAUGAAGAUUUUCUUGACCUUUCUGUUGAUGUGGAGCAGAAUACAUCUAUUACCCACUGUCUAAGAGACUUCAGCAACACAGAAACACUGUGUAGUGAACAGAAGUAUUAUUGUGAAACGUGUUGUAGCAAACAGGAAGCCCAGAAAAGGAUGAGAGUCAAAAAGCUGCCCAUGAUUUUGGCCCUGCACCUCAAGCGAUUCAAGUACAUGGAGCAGCUCCACAGGUACACCAAGCUGUCUUACCGGGUGGUCUUCCCCCUGGAACUGCGGCUCUUCAACACCUCCAGCGACGCGGUGAACCUGGACCGCAUGUACGACCUGGUCGCGGUGGUGGUCCACUGCGGCAGUGGUCCUAACCGUGGGCAUUAUAUUACUAUUGUGAAAAGUCACGGCUUCUGGCUUCUGUUUGAUGAUGACAUUGUAGAGAAAAUAGAUGCCCAAGCUAUUGAAGAAUUCUAUGGCCUGACAUCAGAUAUAUCAAAAAAUUCAGAAUCUGGAUAUAUUUUAUUCUAUCAGUCAAGAGAAUAACUUAAAGGACUGUGGGACUAAUUCGAGUGGGGAAAUGUUCAAAGCACUCUUACCUGGUUUCUCUGCAGACGUCCCUCUUCCCCAGCGGCCCACCAGCGGCGUGGCUCCGAGUUCAGGGGUCUGGCUGUGUGACUCUCCCCCUUCGUUUUUCUACAUGCAGCACUACUCGUGGUUUUAUGUUAGUCUGAGGUAGAGUUAACUGCAAUCAGAUUGUAGUAAGUUUUAGAUGAAUAACAUUUGCUAAUUUUAGGAUCAGGUACAUGCCAUGCCACUGGCUGUGUCUGGCUGAAUUAGAAUGACAUUUCCUAUGAACGUCGACAGUCUUUUUGGGGUCUUUGCUCAUCUUUCUAAAUGGCUUCCGGGGUCUCCUUUCAAUGCAUUCCUUUAACUUGUCCCUGGAAACACCGCUUCCCGUUUUUAGCUUCUCUGCCUCUUUUCUGACGGAAGGACAGAAGAAUGGGGUAGAUACUCACCUUUUAGAGCUGCAACUAUAGCUUUAAGUUUUGCCAGUGAAAAUGUUUAAAAGUGAGUAACCUCGAAACUGAAUUCGUCCUCCGGGUGGAACAGGGCGAACAGAAGCCGUUCGCGGUUGCUAGCGGCUGCCCCGGGCUGAGCUCCCCCAGCCAUGAGAAUUCCAGAGGCUGAGGAGGUGUGGGGCUCAGGGCAGGCAAAGCCAGGAGGAGGUAGCUUUUGUGCACAGUGGAAAGUUGCUUUUCUUAUCUUUCUACCAAAACCAAGCUUCAGGAAAAUAGCUCUAUGCUCUUUGUUUUUAGUGAUGCUUUUCUUCUGUCCUGUGAGUUGUAUCUCCUUUAUCCGGCGCUGCUAAGCUUCCCAAGGUAUCUUUCCGAUCCUACUGGUGUUCCGCAGUCAGCGGUGGCAGAGCUGAGACACCACGGGGACUGUCUUGCGCCCAGCUCUCCUUAGCUAGGCAGCACCAACCCCGUCCUUUCCCAGGAAGAACGAAGGCUCUGCACCUUUCCUCCCAUCAGCCACAUUGUACAGCUGUUCACGUUUUAGCAUUUCAGUCUGUGUACUGCGGCCCUGGCAAGUUCCAGGGCUAACAUGGAACCUUCCCUACAGGAGAUACUGGAGUUAGCUGGGGAUGCAAGUGGGUCAAAGGAAGUGUCAGUGGGCGGGUGGAGGGAUGAACAAAAUGGUGGCGUUUCUUUGGCUCAGACUCCCAGGAUGCUUGACAAACGGAGUUUUUUGGAAGAACCUCAUCUCACCGUAGUUACUUUUUGUUACAUAUGUAUUUAUUAAAUCUUUUGAGUAUUGGCACCUUUUAUUAAAAGGGUCGAUACAGUGUUUUGCUGUUGAGCUGGUUUUUGGUUUCCUACAAAUGUUAUGAGUUGUAGAUCUUGGCUUCCUUUGGGAAGACAGUUGACUUCCAUGCGCUAUAAUAUACUGUGAACCUGUUAUUUUGUUACCUAAUAAAUCAGCGAAGGAACAUGCAAACUUGUGGCAUAAUGUGAACUAAAAUUGAAAUUGAAAAUGUUACUGGCCAUUUUGCGACAAUUAAGAGCAUAGCACUUUAUCUAGAUGAAAACUGGAUUUCUUAUCUUUGAAGUAUCUUGAACUGUUUGUCGCUCACAACUUACAUAAGCAUGCCAACACUUCAUCUGUUCAUGCUUGAAGUGAAAUGUUUUACUUUUCACUGGAGAAGACAAAAGCAGGGUGAUCUUCACGUUAUUGUUUUAUAAAAGUGAUGAAAAUAUACCUUGCCUUGUUUAGAGGUGAAUUCAUAUUUAUAAAUAGUUUGUCUUUUUUUCCUCCACAAAACUUAUGCAGUAAUGGCGUACCUGGAAGGUGUGUUUUUAUUCUCUUUUAAGGAGAGACACUUUCCAGUUGAAGGUGACUGUUAGAGGGAGCUGUUUGUACUAUACAUAAACCAUAUAUUUGACUGCAGGUUGCAAAGUUUAAAAAAACCCUGAUUGAUCCCUAAUAUAUUUGGAACUGAUACAUGAGAAAAACUAUGAAAAUUAUCUUUGAAAUGACUCUUGAAGCUAAUUUAUUAGAAAAAAAUUUUUCAGUUGGAAGUCUAAGGAAAUAAUAUCUGAAUGCUAUGUCAUAGAUUCAGUUUUUUUUUUUUUGAUGUGUAAAAAGUUUUUCGCAGUGACUUAACGGAAAUAAUGCCUUUUAGUAGAAAAGGUUAGUUAAAAUUAAGUAUUCACGGAUAAAUUCUUGGACUAAAAAAGUAAGUAUCGAAGCUAACACAGAGACACUAAAAUGGUUGUGUGUUGCAGGAAAAGAAGAUUGAAAAAAAGGCCAAAACACACUUAUCCGCCAACACUCCAUCAGUUUUUUAAACUUCAGAGCUAUCUGGGAACUUCUUCCCCCUUCCUCUUUAAUAAACGAAAGAAACACGAGGCAGCUACAUUUCCCCCUCAGUCAUUUCACUUUAUGUGAAGACUAGAGCACAUAAACACUUCUUUAUUUUUCAUCCCUCAUUCAUUGUGUGAAGCAGAGAUGGUGUGGGAUGUGUGAGACCAUUCUGAGGUCAACAAUAGCACAAAGGCUCAGCAAUAUUCCCUCAAGUGGCCAGGGUUUUUGUGUGUCGUUUUCUGGCAGGAGUGAGCAGGCCUGCUGUAUUCCUUUUAACUGCUGGGUGUUUUAAAAUAAGUUGCAGUGUUUUCCACUUUAAAAAGAGAAGGAAUAUUUGCUUUAUUGGUUACUUCUUGUUUAACAUCUAGAUUAUGUUACCGUGUGAUAAAAACCUUCAUUUGUUUGAAAGUCAAUGUUGGUAGAAUGCUGACGCCCAGUCCUGUUAUUCUGAUGCGUUUUCCAUUCCGAGGCAACACGAAGUGGGCUGGUUUGAAGAGAGCCAAGGGAGCAGCCCAAGAGGGUGGUGCUCUGACUAGGAAACCAGUCAUAUUGGUUUUAUAGCCUGGUAUAUUUUGGAUUUCAGAUGAAAUGGGGAAAAGAAUGACAGAAAUGGUCCCUGUGCAUUUAUUUUCAUGGAUACCCUUAAUUCUCACGGGCAUGCCUAACAAUGAAACUAUGUUCUAACUGGGGCUUAGGGCUUAUUUUAGAUAUUGGAGUGUAGCUUUAUUACAGAUGGAUUUUAUCUUUAAACAUUGCAUUUUGAUCAACUUUGUAUAUUCACGUGUAUUAAAAUAUUGUGCACUAAAUGUUUUGCCCUCGUUUGCUAUUAUAUGGUCAAGGCAUUUAUCAGCACUAGUGUGAUUAACUCACGUAAGUGGCAUGGGUCGGAGAAAAUGAUUUCCUAUGUUUCUGCCUAAUUAAAUUUGUUUUUCGGUAUUGAAUUAAUUUAUUUGGGCUUCCAUUUCUGUAUAACCAGAAUAGUUAUCUGUAUUUGUGUGGCAUUCAUUUAUUUGACUUUGUUGCUAAAAAAUUUUUUUUUUAGUUUUCAUUUAAAAUAAUCUGUACCUUUUUUUUUUUUUAAAUGUAACCAAUUCAAGCACUUCAAGCAGUAAUGUCAAUCUUGUGAAACUUCAAUCAGUUUAACACCCUGCCUCCAAAAUUGUUGGCAAAAAAUAAAUAAAAGAGGAAUUCUCUUCCUAGAGAAUUCUAUCUCGGUAGCAUUAUACACAUGGACUUAAAAUCCUUUUCAUAAAAUGUGAGUCAUUGGUAAGCCUCCUGUGCAGGUAAUCAUUACAAACCCAAUUUUGAAGCAUUGUAAAGAAUAUUCUGGUCAUUGUAGUAAUGGACGUGUAAUAAUAACGUACUGUCCACGUUCAUAAAGUUGGUGUUCUGGAGAUAUCUCACCUCUUUUUUGAUUGAGAAAGAUCAGCACAAUUAAUCCAGAAACCUUUGUCUGGGGAAGAGCAAACUGAGACUAUCAGUGAAAAAAAGAAUUAGGGUAGGUAUAUUAGGCAUCACAGUGAAUUGCUUAGCAGCGGUUUUGCAUAGAAAAUACCCUUUACCAGUUACGAAAUAAAAGAUCCAUUCCCAAAAUAAAAAAGUGGCUUCCAGCUCUUUGAUCCCAUCAGCAUUUGGUUUCUAGGAAAGGGUAGGAGUGCGGUCCGGGCCCUGGUGUGCUGCCAGCAGCCCCAGGCUUCUGGGCGGGGUCUGAGCUGCAGUGACCCCAGCGGGGUGCACACCGGUCCCUCCAUUGGCCUGCCAGAAGUGGGGCAGUGCAGGCCCAUGUUCUAUGGUCUCAGAGUGUGGCCCUCCCAGGGCUGAGACUCAAGCUUGCUGUUAAAAUGCUUAAGACUCUUCUUCCCCCCAACCAGUCACUUCAAGGGGUCCGUGUGUGGACAGGAGAUUGUCAUUUGAAUGCAUUUUCCUGGGCCCAGUGAUGGGAAUAAGACGCAACAGACCAAGAGCGAGGCAAUGUGCCUUGAAGUCUCCCGGUUUCCACCUAUCUUCUCCCAGGGCAGCUCAGUUGAACCUGGCUGAGCUGGGACAGGCUUGCUGGGGAAGAGCCUGCGUCCGCCAUGACGGCCAUGGGAAUGGAAGACGUCAGGAAAACGGGGUUUUCUUUUCUUGGCCUCCUGUUGUCCAUCUGUCCUAUAGGGCUUAUAGGAUAGGCCCGUCACCACCAGCACGACACAGUUUCUGGGGAAUGAGAAGAGUUGCCCAUUUCUCCAAAUUUCCCUCCCUCUGUUCAUUGAGACUUAAAACCCCUUGAACAGAGAACGAAGCCUUCCAUUUCCAUGCCUUGUAUCCCCAUGAAGAUAAAAAAGCUUGCUAAGUCAUUCCCCACCCCCCCAUCCCCGAGGGAACACUUUGACCGUGGAGAUGGUACUCAGACCUCUUAGACUUGUCCUAGAGGUGUCCCAAGUGGAGAGAUUUUUAAUUAAGCCAUUAUUUAGCACCUGUUAUAUGCUAGGCAAGGGGACAGGAGUUGGGGGAUAAAAAGGUGAAGCAGAUAGGAUCCCUCUUCUAGUUCCCUCCCUCAGAGAAAAAAGUUUGCCAGAGAGAAAUUUAAAUUGUGGAGAUAACGUGGGCGGCGAAAUUCAUCACAAUCUGGCUCAUUUUGGUAUUCAGCCUGGGUCUUCCUGAACAGAUGGACACUGCUCCAGCUGGUGCUGUGGGUAAAGCAGCCCGGUUCCUUCUUGACCUUGGGUCCCCUUCUUGUGUCCCACUUUCCUCCUUGCCUGCUCUCCAUGUUGCCUUAGGCUGCCUUUUAGCUUCUUCUACUAGGGACGACACAAUUUUUUAAAACAAUGCUUAAAUCCAUUAGGUUACAGUGAUGGACUUGAGCAUUUUGCCUCUUAAUUCUCAUGUUAAAAGAGCCAGAAUAUUGAAAGUCUUAACAGGAUUUUAUGAAUAAAUUAUCUAAACGAUCUCUUUCCAUGAUUACCAAAUAAUUAGAGCCUCUCCGAACUUAACCAAAAUCAAUCCAGCAUGAGUUUUUAAGCUAUGUGACUAAUGAUUUUAUUGGCUUAUCAACCUAUGUUCCCUUUUUGGGUUCCCUUAUGUUUUAAUAGUGCGUUGAAUAAAACACAUUAGGAGCUUACAAAUGAAUGAAAAAUAGCUUCAUUUUGGUUCUAAGACACCAGAGUCAGAAACAUUAGAUUUUGUAAAAAGGAUUCCUAAUUUUCUACUCAUUUCCCACAUGAUGAUUCAUAAUAAAGUAUUUAUUAACAAUCUUGGGGGUAUCAUACUCAUGUUGUAAGUUACAUGGGUGCGUCUUUCACUUUCUUCUCCUCCCUCGAGUGAGCAUACAGGUUGUAUCAAGGUGGCGUGGAAUUCCACAGAAACUGCACGGGAAGGUUGGGCAUUUGUGUUGUUGGUGGAAAUCCUAUUUUGUUCUUACCUCGUCCUGGUAGUUAGGGAUCUUGGAGAAGAAAACUGAGAUGCAGAUUUGACUUGACAGGAAGCAAAAUAAUUUAAUAGUUGAAACCACUAUUUCUAUAUAUUUAACCAAGUCCUCUUUCUAUGAUCCAACGCAACUGUUUUUGUAUUUCAGAGAGUGUCUCUUAAUUGACCUUGCCUGAGAGAACAUUCUGUGCUGAGAUAACUGAAAAUAAACACAAGGAAAAUUGGAGAGUGAGUCUUCUGCAGAAAGCUAGGUCUCUUCACUGUAGAGCCCGUCUUGGGUUGAGAAUUGCCUGUUUCCCAAGCUGAGGGGUAGAAAAAUAUUUUUCAGUGGGUUAUAAAACCUGUAUAAAGGAGAAACCCAUUCUCUUGCUGCGCCCCAACCCCAUAGAAUAGUUUGAAAAGAAGUUGUUUCUGCAUAUUUUUCCAUCUUUGUUACCCCAAAGCCCAGAGAACCAGAAAUAAGUAUAAAUUAGCCUAAAUAUGUUGUCUUUUCCAACUUUGACUUACAAGCCUCCAGCAGAAGUAGGCGUGAAGACUGCAGAAUGGAGAGGGACCCUCCUCCUGGACAUUUCAUUGGUUGUUCUGAUCUUUGUGUCAUUUGAGGGGUCUGCAAAGAUCGUGAAGAACAAACUCACCGCAGAAUCUGCCCUCAGAUAGGAACUGGUAGAGAAUGUAGAAGAAUGAGGAGGUGGGGUGUGAAUCUCAGGGGGUAAGAGGAGGGGAAUAAGGUUGAGACCCUUCUGAUGUGACACAGCAUAGCUCCUGGCCUCAGGUCUCACUGCAAUGUCUGUCCCAAUCUGUGCCUUUGCCCUGCAGAGUCAGGAGGGAUUGCAGCAAGACCCACAAGUGCCCCUAUCUGAUAGACAACGUACGGACUCUAUGCCCUUUCUGUCGUUGCCCUGACCUUGAUCUCUAAUAGGAGAAUUUCAGACUCAAGUCAAUAGUCUUGUGAAAAAGCCCUACUGGACUUGGAAUUGCAAGCCCAGGUUCUAGCUGGUGCCAUCGUCACAGCAUGUGCGGAAAGCAAAGGGUCAGGAAGCAGAAGGUCUGAGUUCGAGUCCUGACUGUGGCUUCCUGGUUGGAUGAUGUUAGAGGUUUGUCACCUAAGUCAGACGUUGGUCAUAAUGUUGGGUUUGGGAUGAUAAUGAGAGGUGUUUGUCUGAAGGGCCCUUCUCAGGUCCUCAGGGAGGUAGAGACACAAUUGCCAAAACAACAGAGAGCGUACGAGAGCUAGUUACUUAAACAGGAAGUUGUGGGGUAUUGCGCUGUACUAUUUCAUUUAAUCUAAUCCCCACGACAUCUUCCAGACAUAAAAGACAAGACUAAAGAGAGCUGAGGGGUGGCGGGGGGGAAAGCAGCCCCCGAUAGCCAGGAAAUAGCCAGCGAUAGCUACACCUGGGAUGUUUUCUGGAGCUGGCCCAGCAACUCCAGCUGGACCAUGGUGUUUCCCGGUAGGACGUAAACAACCUCACAGGACACCAACCUCAGACAAGGUCGUGGUAUGACCAUGAUGAAGUGAAACAAUAAACAAGACCACUUUGUAAUUUCACCUAAGCAUGGACAAAAACAAGAUCACUGCAAAUUGCAAAAUACCAAACACCCCUCUCCUGCCAAAUCCCAGUCAGCGCUGCUGCUGUACCAGUGACGGCUUUAGCACUGCUCCCAUCUGUCCUAGAUGAGAUUUAUUAAGCUACAUGAUCAAAGGAUUAGCCCCCCUUCCUGACAGCACCCAGUCCAGAGUGAAACUCUGUUCCUUGAACCCUCCCCCAAACCACCAAACCAAAGCCCCAAUCCUGUAAGUUCUAGCAGCCUCUUACUGAAAUGCCCCCACGCUUCCACACAGUGUGUGGUCUCUCUGAGCUUUAUUUUAUUUAUUUAUUUAUUU